AUGAAAAGAAAAAGUAGUCAUCAUCAGAACAAUAAUAAAUACGACGAUAAUGAAAGUACUAAUAAAUAUGAUGAUAAAUCAAAAAGUAAACACAAAGGUUCAGAUAUAAUAACAAGUAAUGGUGACAAGAAAAGGGAUGAUAGUUAUAGAAAGAAAGACGAUGACAAAAGAAGCUCCAAAAAAUAUGAACGUAAAAAUGAUAAUAGUAUAUAUGAGAAUCGAAAAAACCAUGAUAAAAAAGAUGAUGAAUAUUCAAAAAAUGAUAACAAUAUGAAUAAAAGAUAUGAACAUAAAAAUUAUGAUGAUGAAAAAAUAAAAAAAAAAUUAAAAACUUCCGAUAAAUAUGAAGAAAAAAAAUAUUCUAGAAAAAGAAGUAAUGAUAAUAAUAGAAGUGAUUAUUAUUAUUAUAAUAAAAAAUAUGAAGAAAAAAGAAAAGGAAAAAAUACCAAUAAUCAUGAUAAAAAAUAUGAUGAUAAUAGUUAUACAUCACAUGAAAGAAAUUCAUAUGAUAAUAGAAGAUCAUCAAGUUAUAAAUAUAAAUCAAGACAUAGAGAUGUAUCACAAAUUAAUAACAAAAGAAUGAGUAAUAAAUAUAAUAAUGAUAAUUAUUAUUCAGAUUCUUCAAAUGAUAAAUAUUCUCGUUAUAACAAAAAAGAUUUUUAUGGGAGAAAUAAAAGUAGAAGUGCUAGUCGAGACAAAUCUUAUAACAAUAAAUACAGUAGAAAAAGUAUUGAAGGAAUCAAAAAAAACAGACAAUCAAGUUAUAGAUAUGAUGAUAAAAGAGAUAGUCACUUAAAUAAUUAUCACCCUCAUCAUGGAAGUACUAUAAAAAAUGCUACUCAUGAUGAUGCUAAUGAUGAUCAUGAAAAUGAUACAAAAGAAGAAAGAGAAAUACAAAAUGAUGAAAUAAAUGAAGAAGAAAGAGAUAUGCAAAAUGAAUACGAUGGAGAUUAUUAUAUAUCUGAAUCUUAUCAAUAUAAUAAUAAAUAUGAUUAUAAAAAAAAAGGGUAUGAACAAGAAAGAAGAAAUAGAUCAACAUAUGAAGAAGAAAAUGAUAAAGAUUAUGAAAUAGAAGGAAAUGGAGAUAACGAAUAUACAUCUAAUAUAUAUCAUCCAAAUAAAAAAGAUAAUUAUAAAAGUAAAAAUUUUAAUAAUGUACCUUAUGAUCAAAAAAUGAGUAAUAGAAAAAAUAUAAAAUCUAAAGAUAAUAAAAUGAAAAACAUAAAGAAUAUGAAAAAUGUAAAUGGACAGAAUAAUAAUAUGUUAAAAGGAAAUAUACAUGAUGAUAAUAAUUUUAUGUAUUAUAAUAAAAUGAAUGUUGAACAAGAAAUGAAUACUGAUGAAAAAAAUUAUAAUGAUAAUAAUGAGGAUAAUUAUAUAGAUGGUAAUACAAAUAAUAAUUUUAAAAACUAUACAAAUAAUCAUAUGAUGGGUAAUAUGAAAAACUUUCUUAAUUCAAAUAAACCAAAUAACAACAAUAUGAAUAAUAUGAAUAAUACACCAUUUAAUAUGAUAAAUUUUAAUAAUAGUAAUAAUAUGAGUGGUCAUACAUUUAAAAAUAAUAUGUAUAAUGAAGGAUCUAUAAAUGGAGUUAAUAACCACCCUAUUAAUAAUAAUAUAAACAUGAUACCACAAGAUGAUCAGAAAGAUUUUUUUAAUCCUUUAAAAAAAAAUAGUAAUUUACAAACAACACACAUAGAUGCUAGUAAUAAUAUCAUACCACCUCCACCCAAUACAGAUAAUAGAUUUUUUAAUAUUAAUAGAAAAAAUUUAUUAUUAAUUCCUAAUGAUAAACAAAUGAAAAUUAAUAAUAUGGGUAAUACAACAGGUAUGCCAUAUAAUCAUAUUAAUAUGAUAAAUAAUUCAAAUAUGAUAAAUAAUUCAAAUAUGAUAAAUAAUCCAAAUAUGAUAAAUAAUUCAAAUAUGAUAAAUAAUCCAAAUAUGAUAAAUAAUCCAAAUAUGAUAAAUAAUCCAAAUAUGAUAAAUAAUCCAAAUAUGAUAAAUAAUCCAAAUAUGAUAAAUAGACAAUCUCAAGUUGGACUUAUGAAUAAUACCUUUAUCGAAUUUGAUAUGAAAGAUAAAAAUAUAGAAAAUAGUAAUAUGAAUAAUCAAGCAAAUAUAAAUAUUAUGUCAAAUAAUAAUAUACCACCCCCACCAGAUACAGAUAUAAAUAAAAACAAAAUGAUUGUUCCUCCACCUUAUGCAAAUGAAAAUACCCCAUCUCUUAAUCCACCUCCCCCUAAUUUUCAUAGCACUGUAAUAAAUAGAAAUUCGAUUCCACCCAUGUAUCCUACUUCAUUAAGAAGUAAUAGUAUGAUAAACAAUAAUAUGAUAAAUAAUAAUAUGAUAAAUACUGAUGGUAUGGUUUUACCUCCAAAUAUGAAUCAUCCUAAUAAUAUGAUGAAUGUAACAAAUAAUAUGAUGGUAAAUCCUCUUCAUAUGAAUAAUGAAAUGAAGAAUAUGUCAUUUAAUAAAAAUAUGAAUAUAUCAAAAACUACAAAUAAUAAUGUGGUUCUUACUAAAAAUGUAAAUAGUUUAAUAAAUAUGCAAAGGGAACCCCCUUUAAAUUCAUAUAAUAAUCCUUUAGGUUUUAAACCUUUCAAUUAUGAUGACCCAAAUAAUAUUCCUAUCAAUUAUGAAGAAAGUGCAUGGUUUAAUAAUAAUCAAAUGAAUAGUGGUAAUAAUAAUAUGUACAAUAUGAAUGAUACUACCUUAAAACCUAAAGAAGAUGCUAUUCGUAUGAGUGGAAUAAACGACAAUCAUAAUAAUAAUAAUAAUAAUAAUAAUAAUAAUGAAGAAAAAGGAGAAGAAAUAGAAGAGGAAGAAGGAGAAGGAGAAGGACAAAGACAAGGUGAAAGAAGUGAAAAAAAAGAGAAAGAUAAUAAAAACAUGUUAAUACAAACAAAUCAACAUAACGAUGAAUUAUUAUCAAAUCGAAAUGAUUUUAUGAAUAAUGAAAAGAAAGAAUUAACAAAAGAAGAAAAAUUACAUGAAUGGUUAGAAUAUGAAUUAACAAAUCAAACAAAUAUUAUAUCUGAUGCAAUACAUUUAAUGCCUAUAUAUCUGACAAAAAAAAAAACAAAUCAAAAAAUAAUAAAUGAAAUGUUAUCAUGUAAUAAUGAUAUUAAGUCAAAGAAUAAAAGUAGUCAUAAUAUGAUGGAUCAAAUGAUAAAUAAAAAAUUAAUGAAUGAAUCAAUAAAUAAACAAAAAAUCAAUAAUUUUCCAGAUUUAUUAAAUAAUAUUAAAUAUUCACAAAAAGAUGAUUUUUUAUUUAAAGAAAAAAUGUCAUACAAAUUUAUGGAAUUGAAAACUAUUAAUCCCUUACAACAAUCAAAUAAAUAUAUGACCUCUAAAAUAAACACAAGAAAUAAUAAUAAAAUAACAAACAAUAUGAUACAUAUGGUUGAUGACCAAAAUUAUUUGGAGAAAUUAAGAGAUCAAAUUUUAUCAAAUAAUAAUUCAAAAAAAAAUAUAAAAAGUAAUUCUAUUUUCAAAAAGGACCACCAACAAGAUGAAAAAGGAGAAGAUAAAGAAGAAGAGAAGGAAGAAAAGAAAGAAGAAAAAGAAAAAGAAGUUGAUGAAUUUUUAACCCAUUUUGUUAGUACGAAUGAAAAUUUAUUUACACAUGUUUAUUAUAACAACAUAAAAGAUAAUAACGAUGUCGUUUCAAACUUGUCAGAUAGGUUACAAGAUGAUAAUAAUAAUAAUAAUAAUAAUAAUGAUAAUAAUAAUUGUAGUAGUAAUGCUAAUGAUGAUGAAAUAAAUGAGAAUAGUAAUAAUAAUUUCUUCUUAAAUCUCAUGAAAUCCAAAUUAAAAAAUCCAUUUUCUCUUCUAACAACAUUGAGCACAAAAAAUAAAGAUGAUACAGAAAAGAAAACAGAUAAUAUUGAUACAACAAAUAAUAUAGAUAAAAACAAUUUGCUCAAUUCAAAAAAUAAUAAUAAUAAUAAUAAGGAUAAUAAUAAUGAUCUUAUCAAACAAAAUAAAAAUAUGAACGAUUUAAUAGAUAAAAAUAAUUUCAGCUAUAAACUUUAUCUACUCUCAUUAAUGCAAGAAAAAAAUAAAAACUUACAAACAAUACAAUUAAAUAAUUCACAUUUAAAUACAAAACAAAAAAAUAACGAUCAUACACUUACACUUAAAGACAAAAUCGACAUCUCGUCAGUCAAUUUAUUCUUUUUAAAUAAUUACACUAUCAAAUCCGACGAUUGCAUUAAUACAUUUUAA
Messenger RNA from Plasmodium adleri (nom. inval.), 4227 nucleotides. Its product is annotated as conserved Plasmodium protein, unknown function. The record is from RefSeq and is a predicted model, not a curated record. The transcript has a single exon. NCBI's taxonomy places the organism in Eukaryota, Apicomplexa, Aconoidasida, Haemosporida, Plasmodiidae. Bases 1 to 4227 code for a protein of 1408 amino acids.